AGUAGGUUCAGCAGCGGACGAGAGGCACCCCUGGUCGGCUUGUGGCUGGUCCCGCCUCCAGGCGCUCGCCUAGUUCCCCCAGGGCUACCUGGGUGGUAUGUGUGAUGGAGCUGGCAGGCCAGCUCAGUCAGGCAGCUGGAGACGGCGACGAGGCGGCGGUGCGGCAGCUGCUGGCGGCAGGCGCUCGGGCCGAUCAAGGCGACCAGCACGGCUGGCUGCCGCUGCAUGUGGCGAGCAUCUUCGGCCACGAGCGGGUGGUGAGGCUGCUGUUGGAGGCUGCACCAGCCACAGCCUUGGCAGUGGACCUUUUCGAAUCCACCCCACUGCACCUUGCGGCUGAGCUUGGGAAGGUUGGAGUGAUCCAGCUGCUGCUGUCGGCGGCACCUGCCGCAGCGUCGAUGCUAAACGCUGAGACGCACUCCCCCAUCUACUAUGCCGCCUGCCGCAGCAACGCAGCCGUGGUGCAGCAGCUGCUAGAGGCGGCACCAGCGAUGGCUUUUGCACUGGAUGCUUUUGGCCACACACCGCUGCAUUGGGCGCUGCGCUACAGCCACUUCAACGGUACAGCAGAGCAAGUCAUGGAGACGGCCUGCUGCUUGGUGCAGGCAGCGCUAGCGGUGCAGCCAGCCCUGGGCAUCCUGCUGCAGUACAGCCAGCGCUCUGCCACCCUUUUCACCGACCUGGUGGCCCGCCUGCCGCUCAGCCAGGAGCAGUGGCACUCGAUUCCUGCACCCUGCUCCGACCUGGGUCGAGCGCUGCCAGCCGUCCUGGAGCGCUCGACCGCCGAGGCGGGGUGGCUGGUGAGGCGGCUUGCGAAAGGGCAGCGCAAGCGGCUGCGGGCAGCGGCGCUCAGCCUGGCACGGGCGCAGCGGGGCUUGCCGUCCCUGCCGGCAGAGCUGAGCGGGCGCAUCCUGGCGGUGUGCCUGCUGGAACCCUGACCGCCCUCAGCAGGCUGACCUGGGUUAGCCAGCAUGAACACAGCUAUAGUUGACGGCUUGGCUUGCUACUGAUCUCCAGCCGAAUACAGAAAAUGCAGAUUUUUAAGCAAUAAAUUUG
Messenger RNA from Chlorella variabilis, 1056 nucleotides. RefSeq lists its product as hypothetical. The transcript has 2 exons. Lineage: Eukaryota; Viridiplantae; Chlorophyta; Trebouxiophyceae; Chlorellales; Chlorellaceae. The record is from RefSeq and is a predicted model, not a curated record. Gene Ontology annotation, molecular function: protein binding. Bases 105 to 938 code for a protein of 277 amino acids.